GACACCAUGGCGUUGCGAUUACUCGUCAACACCGGCCUUUUGGCCAUUCCAAUCGGCGGUUCGGUCGGCACGCUGCUAGGUAUUGAUGCACACCGAUCAGCGACCGGACAACCACCACUCUUCACCAACAACGGCAACUCGAAUACCGGCUCAGGCUCUGGCUCUGGCAGCGAUAGCACUGGGGGCGGCUCCGGUGGUAGUGGCUCUACAACGAAUAACGGCGUCACCAACACUCAGUAUUGCCAAAAUUCCUACGGUAUCUCACCACCGUCGGACGGACAGCUCUAUACUCUCAAUCCCAACCAGUGGGGAGUGACAGAUUCAACUUCGGGCGCGCUAUGCAUGAAUGUCACGACGUUCAACAAUGAAACCUAUCCGACCAAAUACACAGCCCCAGGCUUCUCCGCGACUUGGCAAUUCGAUGCCGGCCCUUCAACUCAGCCCGUGCACGCCUACCCCAACAUCAUGGUGGACGAUAUCUUGCCCAUUGAGCUGGACAAGAUGACCCAGGUCGACCUCGACCUUCACUGGACCUAUGGCGUGGGCAACACCGCCGCCGCCUCGACCGACGAGGACACCCUCACAGCGGCAAACCUCCAGACCAACGUUGCCAUCGAUAUGUUCUUCGACUCGGAUAAAACGAAUGCAGCAAACAGCACUCUCGCAAAAUACGAAGUCAUGGUCUGGUUUGCCGAUUACGGCUCCUCCGCUCAGCCUAUCGGUCUCUCCGCUGGCGCGGUGACGACAAAGACGCUGAACGGAACGACAUUCGAACUCUACACCGGCACGAAUUCGGCAAAUCAAAGCGUUCUAUCAUGGUGUGCUACCGAAGCAACGGAGAAAUUCACCGGCGACAUCUACCCCCUCAUCACCGAUCUCUACACUCUGACUGGCGAUAACUACCCAUCUAACACGGAUUAUAUGGGUAUCUUCCAGUUCGGUACCGAGGCGUUCUCAGUAGAUAAGAACGUUACCUUCUCGGUACCCAAACUCUCGGUUGACAUCCAGAAAUAA
Molecule: messenger RNA, 1014 nt
Organism: Penicillium cataractarum
Lineage: Eukaryota; Fungi; Ascomycota; Eurotiomycetes; Eurotiales; Aspergillaceae
Product: glycoside hydrolase family 12 protein
Exons: 4
Biological process (GO): polysaccharide catabolic process
Molecular function (GO): cellulase activity
Source: RefSeq, a predicted model, not a curated record